AUGAUUAAAGUGAAAAAAUCAAAAUCUUCAACUUCAUCAAUAUCAUCACCAAAAUCUCUUAAUGAUAAAAAAAAUUCAAUAUCUUCAGUACAAGAAAUUCAAAUAACUCAAAAUAAUUUAUUACAAUCUCCCAAAAGAGUUAUUAAAGCUCUUUAUGAUUAUAAGCCACAAGGACCUGGAGAAUUAGAAUUUCAAAAAGGUGAUUUUUUCCAUGUUAUUGGUAAUGAAAAUGACCCUGAAUGGUAUGAAGCUUGUAAUCCAUCAAGAAAUUUAAGAGGGAUGGUUCCAGUACCAUAUUUUGAAGUUUUCGGUAAAACAAGACCAGUAUCAAAUCCAAAAUAUCAUCAACAAUCAUCAUUAAAUAAUUCACCAUCUUCCAAGAAAUUAUCAACAGAUUCAAGUAAUUUACCACAUUCAAGAUCUUCAUUAAGAUCUUCAUCAUCAUCAAAUACAUUAUAUGCCAUUGUAUUAUAUGAAUUUAAAGCUGAAAGAUCUGAUGAAUUAGAUGUAAAUAUUGGUGAAAAUAUCAUACUUUGUGCUCAUCAUGAUUAUGAAUGGUUCAUUGCUAAACCAAUAGAUAGAUUAGGUGGUCCUGGUUUAGUGCCAGUAAGUUAUGUAUCAAUUAUAAAUAUCUUGACGGGGAAUUCCACAGGGAAUGAUGUUAUUGAUGAUAUUAAUAUGGCAAAUUUACCAACUGUUGAUGAUUGGAAAAACAAAAAUGCUCGUUAUAAAGCUAGUAGUAUUCCAUUAGGUCAAGUUGAGGAACUUUCCCUAGGUGGAAAUGAUGAAUAUAGAUCAAAUAAUAAUGGGAAUGGAUCAAGAUCAAUAUCUGGUGCUACAACAAAUACAACAAUUCAUCAAAACCAUUCAAAUGGAAUGGGUGGUUCCAUAGGUGGUUCAACAACUGAAUUAACAAGAUCAAAUACAUAUAUUAAUUAUGGUGAUGCUGUAUUAGUUGAUGAAACAAAACCUUAUAUCGUUGAGGCACAAGUUGAUUCAUAUCAAAUUGAUAAUGGUCGUUAUUGGUUCCAUAUGGUUGCAAAAUUAAGUAAUGGUGAAAUUAGAUCACUUUGUAGAUAUUAUGAUGAUUUUUAUGAUUUCCAAAUUAAAUUAUUAGAAUAUUUUCCACAAGAAGCUGGUAGACAAGGAAAUGGAGGUCAAAGUGGUCAAGGAGGACAAAAAAGAAUAUUGCCAUUUAUUCCAGGUCCAUUAACUUAUGUUACUGAUAAAAUUACUAAAAAAAGACAAAUUGAUUUAAAUGAUUAUGUUCAAGAAUUAAUUUCACUACCCAAAUAUAUAUCACAAUCAAAUUGUGUUAAAAAAUUAUUUGAAUUUAAACAUCCUUAUGAUCAUACUUCACAAUCAAAUGAACAAGUUGAUGAUGAUUCAAGUUUUGUGGCACCACAGGGCCAUUAUGAUGAAGAAGAUCCAAAUAGUACAAUAGUUAAAGAAGAAUCUGUUAAAACAUUAAAUGCUCAUAAUAUCCCACCACCGACAACUACAAAAAAUCAAAUAAAAUUAAAAUUUUAUUAUAAAGAUGAUAUUUUUGCUUUAUUAAUUAAUGAAGAUUCAUUAUUAGAUGAAUUAAGAGAAAAAAUUAAAAAAAGAAUAUAUGAUGAUGAUCAAAUUGAUGCAAAUUUUAAAAUUUUUAUAAAAUCAAAUUCAAAUGAUGAAAAGGGUAAAGAAAUUUUAACAAAUGAUGAUGUUUCAUAUGUUUUACAAAAUAAAUUUAAAAUUUUAAUUGAUGAUGAAUAA
Molecule: messenger RNA, 1755 nt
Organism: Hansenula ciferrii
Lineage: Eukaryota; Fungi; Ascomycota; Saccharomycetes; Phaffomycetales; Wickerhamomycetaceae
Exons: 2
Coding region: 1-1755 (584 amino acids)
Biological process (GO): superoxide anion generation
Molecular function (GO): protein binding; superoxide-generating NADPH oxidase activator activity; phosphatidylinositol binding
Source: RefSeq, a predicted model, not a curated record